Messenger RNA from Leguminivora glycinivorella, 1707 nucleotides. RefSeq names its product nitrilase and fragile histidine triad fusion protein NitFhit (gene NitFhit). Bases 107 to 1549 code for a protein of 480 amino acids. Gene Ontology annotation, biological process: nucleobase-containing compound metabolic process. Lineage: Eukaryota; Metazoa; Arthropoda; Insecta; Lepidoptera; Tortricidae. Gene Ontology annotation, molecular function: hydrolase activity, acting on carbon-nitrogen (but not peptide) bonds, in linear amides; bis(5'-adenosyl)-triphosphatase activity. The transcript is spliced from 11 exons. The record is from RefSeq and is a predicted model, not a curated record.
CAGUACAAAAAUAAACAAAAUAUUCUAGGAUUUUGUAAGGUUUAAACUAGACUUAUUAAUAAUUUUUAAUUAGUUUAAAUGUUUAGUUUAUAUUGAACUUUAUAGGAUGAAGAUAUUCCUACUACUGAAACAGUGUACACAUCGGCUUAUAAGACAGUUCAGUGACGCCAUGUCCAAGCACAGGGUAGCCGUGUGUCAGAUGACAUCCGUGGCCGAUAAGGCUGCCAACUUGAAGUGUGUCAGUAAACUAGUCAGCGAUGCUUCCAAGGAAAAUGUUAAGAUGAUAUUCUUCCCAGAAGCCUGCGAUUACAUUUGUGACAACAAGCAAGACACGUUAAAGUCCGCCGAGCCUAUUGUAGGUGGCAGCACUGUCGACAGCUACAGACAGCUAGCCGUCAAACACAAUGUGUGGUUGUCUAUGGGAGGACUGCAUGAACAGAACAAAGAAGACCCAACAAAGAUAUACAACACACACAUAAUAAUAAACAACACCGGUGAUAUAGUUCAGCAGUACAGGAAACUGCAUCUCUUCGAUGUUGAGAUCCCGGAGAGGAAUGUGCGGCUGAAGGAAAGCGACUUCUGCAGCCCGGGGCAGCAUAUUGUGGCGCCUGUGGAGACACCUGUCGGGAGCAUAGGCAUGGCUAUAUGCUACGACAUGCGUUUUCCCGAGCUAAGCACAGCGCUGACAGUACUACGAGCGCAGCUCCUAACAUUCCCGUCUGCCUUCACACAAGCUACUGGAGAAGCUCACUGGCACACACUCUUAAGAGCUCGAGCGAUAGAGAAUCAAUGCUACGUAAUAGCCGCCGCGCAAGUGGGUGCACAUAAUACCAAGCGACGGAGCUACGGUCAUGCGCUCUGCGUAGACCCUUGGGGACGGGUGCUGGCUGAUUGUGGGGAGGACACGGGGUUCCAAGUGGCGGAGAUAGAUCUGGACGCGUUGGACGAUGUACGGGGAAAUAUGCCAGUGUUUAGCCAUAGAAGAAAAGACGUAUACUCCCUCUACGCACUGAGCCUCCGCACUGCCGGCCUCCAGCCCCCCUCCCCCUCCCCCGCGCCGCGCACCCCCCCGCCCGCGGGCCCCUCGAGACAAUUCGGUCACGUGAGCGUACCCGAGACAUGCGUCUUCUAUACCAGCGAGUUGAGUUACGCUUUCGUUAAUCUGAGAUGUGUGACGCCGGGGCACGUACUGGUGGCGCCGAAGCGGUGUGCUGAGCGCCAGGAAGACCUCACAGAUGAGGAGGCUCAAGAUUUCUACAGCACCAUACGAAGAGUGCAAAAGUUAAUGGAGAAAGUCCACAACACAGAAUCGUGUACGGUAACGAUACAAGACGGGCCGGACGCGGGACAAACUGUUAAGCACCUACACUGCCACAUAAUGCCACGGAAAAGGGGGGAUUUCAUACAAAACGAUCUCAUAUACCUGGAGCUCGCCAAACACGACCAGUUCUCAUCAACCCAUCCGGCAAAGCCGCCGCGUAGUCUACAAGAAAUGGAGACCGAAGCCGCGUCACUGAGGGAAUUCCUACUCACUUUCGACGCUAAUUGAGAAAUUUACUACUUUUAAGUAUCUUAAGAGGAAACGGUAGUGAAAAUGCUAAAAUGGAAAGAAGCCCCCCUUUCAACUUGGGAAUUUUAGUUAAAUAGAAAAUUGUCCAUUAAGAACAACUCAGUCAAAAGAUAUUUCAAAAAAAUCUUUAAAAUCGA